GCAUUCCUGCCUGUGUGCACUGUGCUUUCCCGUGGCCUGACUGUAAACCAGUACAGACUGCUGAGAGGUUUCUAUGGUGCUACAUCAGAGGCUUAAGAGUCACUGCACGCAGCCAAUCAGAUGACUUGUGGGGGAACCUUGUGGGCUGUAGUAUCUAACAGAAUGAGUUUGUGAACUUACUUUUGGUGUGCUCUGUAGUUGAUACAGGGCGGACAGCUUUUCUGGAAGAGAACAGGAGAAGAAAACUCACAAUUUUCAAUGGAAUGACAAGUGUUUUUUUGGUGGUUGCAAUCUCACCGUGGACGACGUUGUGUCUUUGAAGCUGUUUCAUUGUUAUAGACCAAUUUCUUCAUGUUUUAUGGGUGGGAAGUGAUCAACCUUUACAGACUUUACAUUGAAAACCAGGCCAGAAAGAAUUAGUUUUUGGCAUCUGCUCAGGACAGAACGCGAGAAAGCCAUAGAGGAAAUUCAGUUGCCAUGGCAGAUAAUGUUAUUGAAGAGACCGAUAACUACCCUGGCAAGGAUGAGCUGGAAUGGGGCUAUGAAGAAGGUGUUGAAUGGGGUCUUCUGUUUCCUGAGGCAAAUGGAGAGUACCAGUCCCCCAUAAACCUUAACUCUAGGGAGGCCCGCUAUGACCCGCGGCUGCUGGAGGUGGGGCUUAACCCCAACUAUGUCGUUUGCAGGGACUGUGAAGUCAUUAACGACGGUCACACAGUGAGGAUCUUGCUCAAGUCCAAAUCAGUUGUGACUGGGGGUCCUCUCCCCAGUGACCAUGAGUAUGAACUGAGUGAGGUGCGCUUCCACUGGGGAAAGGAGAACCAGAGAGGAUCUGAACACACUGUCAACUUCAAGGCGUUCCCUAUGGAGCUUCAUCUAAUCCACUGGAACUCUACAUUAUUCAACAGCGUGGAGGAGGCCAUGGGCAAGAAAAAAGGCAUUCUCAUCAUAGCCUUAUUUGUGCAGGUUGGGAAGGAACAUCUUGGGCUGAAGGCCAUCACAGACGUCCUGCAGGACCUGCAGUACAAGGGAAAGACAAAAAUAAUUCCAUGUUUUAACCCCAACACAUUACUUCCUGAUCCUCUCUUGAGAGAUUACUGGGUGUAUGAGGGCUCUUUAACCACACCACCCUGUAGUGAGAACGUCAUCUGGAUUCUUUACCGUUACCCCCUUACCAUCUCUCAGAUGCAGAUUGAGGAGUUUCGUCGUCUUAGGUCCCACAUUAAAGGAGCAGAGAUUCAAGAAGGCAAUGACGGGAUGCUGGGGGACAACUUCAGACCCACCCAGCCCCUGAGCGACAGGGUGGUCAGGGCAGCCUUCCAGUAAAACUCCCACAGCAGGAUCCAUUUUAAUCUGCCAUGGAAAUUAGAUAUGUUGAAGAAAUAGAGACAAGGGCUCUACAAUGUCCUGGCUAAAGUGAAAGUUCAUCACUUCCUGUAGACGUGCGUGGGCAUCAUUUUAUAGUUGAAUGUCUUGAGUAUGGCCCUGGUGUGUGCAGAUGUUGCUUUUACCUUUCAUUUGAAACAAAAUUAUUCUCAAUUUCAUGUAAAAAAAAAAAAAAGAGGAAGCCAUUGAGUAUGAAAAGACACCCUGUGUGAUAAGCUUUUAUAAGGAGGAGUGAAGGACCAUAACGCUAGAUGAAUAUUGUUUGAACACUGCAGUUUAACAAUAGGUAGCAUGUGUGUAAUCCUAUAAUUGUGGCUUUAUAGGAAGAUAAUGUACAAGAUUGAUACAGGAUGUAGGCAGACCCGUUUCAUACAGUUUUAUAUUUGAUUAUUUCUGAUACUCUGAUAAAAUGUAAUAAGUUUAGUCAUAUUAGAAGGUAUUUAUGACUGUACAUUGAAGGCUUUUAAAUACUAGAAUUGAAAUAAAUGUAUGCUGUUGAAUGAACUGAUUAAAGACACCAAGAUUGGC
Pimephales promelas (fathead minnow) is the source of this 1911-nucleotide messenger RNA. It is a transcript of the gene ca8, whose product is annotated as carbonic anhydrase 8 (inactive). Lineage: Eukaryota; Metazoa; Chordata; Actinopteri; Cypriniformes; Leuciscidae. Gene Ontology annotation, molecular function: carbonate dehydratase activity; zinc ion binding. The record is from RefSeq and is a predicted model, not a curated record.